AUGUUCGGAGAGAUAUUCUGCCACAUAGUUCCAUAUGCCCAGGGUACCAGCGUGUACACAUCCACUUUAACGCUGACGUCUAUUGCCAUCGAUCGGUUCUUCGUCAUCAUCUACCCGUUUCAGCCGAGGAUGACCAUAUGGACCACGGCGCAAAUAAUCGCCACCAUAUGGAUAUUCUCGUUGGUAGCCACACUACCAUACGGCAUUUACAUGGCGAACAAGGAGAUGUAUGGGAAAGAUUUUUGCGAGGAGACGUGGCCUCAAGAGACGUUCAGAAAGGUACCUAACUUUUCCAUUUUUCAACAACAAUAA
Messenger RNA from Macrosiphum euphorbiae (potato aphid), 312 nucleotides. The record is from the annotation of a GenBank genome assembly. NCBI's taxonomy places the organism in Eukaryota, Metazoa, Arthropoda, Insecta, Hemiptera, Aphididae.